Aspergillus homomorphus CBS 101889 is the source of this 1185-nucleotide messenger RNA. Its product is annotated as NAD(P)/FAD-dependent oxidoreductase. Bases 1 to 1185 code for a protein of 394 amino acids. Gene Ontology annotation, molecular function: oxidoreductase activity. The record is from RefSeq and is a predicted model, not a curated record. Gene Ontology annotation, cellular component: cytoplasm. Lineage: Eukaryota; Fungi; Ascomycota; Eurotiomycetes; Eurotiales; Aspergillaceae. The transcript has a single exon.
AUGCAAGCAUCACACACCGCAGACAUCGCCGUUAUCGGCGCCGGCAUCGUGGGCUCGGCCCUGGCAUACUUCUUAUCUUCCUCUGGAGACAGCAAGAAAAUCGUCUUGAUUGAUCGUUCCUUUACGCCGCUGAAGGGCUCUACUGGCCACGCCCCUGGGUUUGUUGGCCAAUACAACGAAUCCGAUGUCCUCACUCGUCUGGCCAAGGAUACGGUCAAUGAGUACAAGAAAAUCCCCGGUGGGUUCGAUGUGGUUGGGGGACUCGAGUUGGCUACCAGCCCUGCGGGAGCGGACCGCCUGAAACAGCGACAUGACUCGGCCAAAAGGGCUGGUCUCGAAGCCGAGCUCAUCUCUCCUGAAAAAGCAAUCAGCAUGGCCCCCGCUCUGAUGCAGGGGGAUUACACCGCCGCGUUGCACUUCGCCGGUGACGGUGCCGCCAACGCCAUCAGAAUCACCACUUUCUUCCAAGACGAAGCACGGGCGAGAGGAGUCCAGCUUCUGCAGGCGGAUGCGACAAAGAUCCAUGAAGCCAAUGGCCAGGUAAAUGGUGUAAUGACCACUGCUGGAUUCGUUCAGGCCAAGAAGGUCGUCAUUGCAACUGGGAUCUGGGCACCGGAGCUUUGCAGCUCCCAGACGCCAAUCCCCAUCGUUCCAGUCGCACAUCCCUACAUGUACGGCGAGUACCAUGAGUUGAGUGCGCAUAAGGCACCUUGGGUCAGAUGGCCCGAGCAUCACGUCUAUGCCCGUGACCACGGUACCUUCUAUGGACUAGGCUCCUACGACCAUCCACCAUUCGCCCAACAACCGAGCGAGACCGCCAUUGGCAGCUGGAUUGAGGACUUCACCGCAACAUUAGAUACCGCUAUGAAGUUUAUUCCCGAGCAGACAAAGUUGGUUAUCAGGGAGAAAUUCAACGGCAUUUUCUCUAUGACACCAGACAACAUGCCGUUGGUGGGCUUGGUUGCUGAAACUGCUGGGCUGUACAUGGCGGCUGCCGUAUGGGUGACCCAUGCAGCUGGAUCUGCCAAGUUCUUGACUCAGCUGAUUCAGGGCGAGGCAGUUGAUGGUACCUUGAAGAAAGCCUUGGACCCCAACAGAUUCCAGGGACGGGAAAUGAAGGAGUUGACACAGGAGUCCUUGGACGGGUACAAUCACAUCUACAAGACAGUGGCAAGCUCAGAAUAA